Messenger RNA from Striga hermonthica, 567 nucleotides. NCBI's taxonomy places the organism in Eukaryota, Viridiplantae, Streptophyta, Magnoliopsida, Lamiales, Orobanchaceae. The record is from the annotation of a GenBank genome assembly.
AUGCGGAGCAAAACCAAAAGUGGCGUGGCCGCCAGAGCGUUACGUGAAUCUCCUCACCAUCCCCAUUGCCUUGAAGGAGAAACCCUAAUUCAUUUGCUCAAAGCAAUCCAAAGGGAGAUUGAAUCUGCCAGAGCUGCUGACACUGCUUUGCCUAUUAAAUUUUGGAUUAAGCAACAAUUUGCAGUGGGAGUUAAUGAAGUCACGCGUGCGCUUGAGCGGAUGCCCCCGAAUCAUACGAGGACUGAUGUUUCCUUAGAAGAGUGUAGUUUGAAGAGUGGUGAUGAUAGCUGCAAAGCUCCUUGCGCGCCUCUUCAGGCAAUACUAUUAGCAUCCGACUGCAACCCUCGAUGGCUGACUAAACAUUUGCCAGCAUUGGCUGCUUCAAGGAAUGUACCCCUUAUCUUUUUAAAAGAUAGAAAGGAAGGUUCGUUAAGAUUAGGGGAGCUCGUGCAACUGAAAACGGCCAUAGCCAUUGGAAUAAAGGUUAAAGGAAAUGCAGUGAAUCGAGUAAUUAAUGAGGCCCUUGUUGCUUACAAGAUGGAUAAGCCGAUCUCCUUGGAUUUGUAA